CUUCGAAAAGUGGUGGCGGCUGCAGGUACCGGAGUAGUGUAGUGGAGCGGCCGGGACGGGCUAGGUCUACUGGGGCUCACCGCCAAACCAAUCCAAGAAGAAGGGAUGCUCUGGCUCCUAGUCCCUCCUCCCACACCCCGCAGAUGGAUCCAAAAUUCUUCGCUCCCUGCCAAACCCUUCCUGAUAGGAUUAGCCCUCCCUUAUCUCUAUCCCAACUCAAACCCUGCUUUUGAAGGUCUGAGCCUCACAUUUUGAGCCUCAAAUACCAUGUCACUCCUGGGUACAUCUUUAACCCUAAUGGCCCACUUUCAAGUCUAGCCUCCGUUCUCAUCCCUGGACUCCCAUCCUCAUUUUCAGGCCUGAAAACCCUAUUCUCAGCUCCUAACACCCAUCCAUAGAUCCCACCUUAGAUGAUCUUCAAACCCACCCUCCCCCAUUUUGUGACCCAGCCCUGAUUUUCACCACCACUGUCUCCCUCACCAUGUAUCCCUUUCUCUGCUUAGUCUGGGCCCAGGCCCUGUGCCCCUGAAGACAUGGAGUUUGUGUCUGGAUACCGGGAUGAGUUCCUUGAUUUCGCUGCCCUCCUCUUUGGCUGGUUUCACAAGUUCGUGGCCGAGCGCGGGACUGUGGGCGCCAGCGUUGAGGGCCGCUGGCGACAGCUGGAGGCUCAGAUCAGAAGGCUGCCCCAGGACCCUGUCCUUUGGGUGCUCCAUGUCUUGCCCAACCAUAGUGUGGGCAUCAGCCUGGGGCAAGGGACAGAGCCAGGCCCUGGACCAGGCCUGGGGGCUGCCAGGCUCCUGGGAGACGAACCCCCACUCCACCUGCGAGACCUAAGCCCCUAUGUCAGCUUUGUCAGCCUGGAGGAAGGGGAGGAGGAGGAAGAGGAAGAGAAUGGAGAGGAGGAGGGUGCAGGUACGGAGAAGGUAGAACCUGAAGAGGAUGGGGAGCCAGCCCAUACCAGCAGGGAGUCCCCCCAGGAAGCAAAUCCUCCAGGGGAGCCAGAGGAGGCUGAGCAGGAGGCAGGAGGUGGCGUGGAUGGCUGCCAAGAGGACAGGGCAGAAGACGAAACAGGGCCUGAGAGGAGGAAGGGACGGAGAAGUGAGGCUGCCCCCCUGCACCUUUCCUGCCUCUUACUGGUGACAGAUGAACAUGGCACCCUCUUGGGCAUUGACCUGCUAAUUAAUGGAGCCCAGGGGAGUGCAGGCAGAGGCUCAGGGACACAGAAUCUGGCUCCUCGGGCCUAUGCUCUCCUCUGCCACAGCAUGGCCUACCCCAUGGGUUCUGGAGACCCUCGAAAGCCCCGACAGCUCACUGUGGGAGACGCCCAGCUGCAUCGAGAGCUGGAGAGUCUGGUCCCAAGGCUGGGCGUGAAGUUAGCCAAGACCCCAAUGAGGACAUGGGGUCCCCGGCCAGACUUCACCUUUGCCUCUCUUCGAGCUCGAACCUGCCAUGUUUGUCACAGGCACAGCUUUGAAGUGAAGCUGACACCUUGCCCCCAAUGUAGUGCUGUCUUGUACUGUGGGGAGACCUGUCUCCAGGCUGACUGGCGGCGAUGCCCAGAUGAUGUGAGCCACCGAUUUUGGUGCUCAAGGCUUGCAGGCUUCAUGGAGCGGGCAGGAGAACUGGCAACUCUGCCUUUUACCUACACUGCAGAGGUGACCAGUGAAACCUUCAACAAGGAGGCCUUCCUGGCCUCGCGGGGCCUCACUCGUGGCUACUGGACCCAGAUCAGCAUGCUGAUUCCAGGCCCUGGCACCCCCAGGCACCCACGGGGCAGCACACCAUCCCUCAGUCUUCUUCUCAAUGGAGAUCCCUACCAGUUUCUCUCAGGAGAUCCUUACCAGCUUCUCAAGGGGGACGGGCCUGCCUUGAUGCCUCCUGUGCCCCCAGAUCCACCCAGGGGUCUCUUUGGCUUAUGGCAGGAUUACUACAUAUGGCGGGGCCUCAGUUUGGACUCUCCCAUGGCUGUGCUUCUCACCUACCCACUGACUGUAUACUACGUCAUCACCCACCUGGUGCCCCAGUCCUUCCCUGAGCUCAACAUCCAGAACAAACAGUCGCUGAAAAUCCAUGUGGUGGAGGCCGGGAAGGAAUUUGACCUUGUUAUGGUGUUUUGGGAGCUCCUGAUCUUGCUCCCCCAUAUGGCCCUAGAGAUGCAGUUUGUGGGUGAUGGUCUGCCUCCUGAGAGUGACCAGCAGCACUUUAUCCUGCAGAGGGAUGGCCCCGAAGUAUCUGUCCGUCCUGGUUCUGGGGUAGCAGCACGGCUCAGCUCUGGGACUAAGGAGAAGGGAGUCCACAGGGACCUGCAGAUCAAAGUGUCUGCACGGCCCUACCACCUGCUCCAGGGGCCCAAGCCUGACUUGGUUAUUGGAUUUAACUCUGGCUUUGGUCUCAAGGACACUUGGCUGAGCUCACUGCCUAGGUUACAGUCCCUCCGAGUGCCAGCCUUCUUCACCGAGAGUAGCGAGUACGGCUGUGUAAUGGAUGACCAGACCAUGGCAGUGGCCACAGGAGGGGGCACCAGCCCUCCACAGCCCAACCCCUUCCGCUCCCCCUUUCGCCUCAGAGCGGCUGACAACUGCAUGCCCUGGUACUGCAAUGCCUUCAUCUUCCACCUGGUCUACAAGCCUCCUCAAGGGAGUGGGGCUCGCCCAGCACCCGGGCCCGGGCCUCCAGCACCAAUUCCUGAGGCUCCUCCUGACCCCGCCAGAAGGCGCCGAGGAGAAAAGAAAUCUGGGCGGGGAGCCCGCCGGCGGAGGUGAAGGCUGAGAGGUAGCAGUCCACCCUCUCUCCCAGCAAGCCUCCGAAAGGGAUUCGAAACACGCAAGGCUGAGGGUGAUGCGGGUUGGCAGAACACAGAAAAGAUAAAUAAAAUUGCUUGUU
Molecule: messenger RNA, 2883 nt
Organism: Hipposideros armiger (great roundleaf bat)
Lineage: Eukaryota; Metazoa; Chordata; Mammalia; Chiroptera; Hipposideridae
Gene: ZMYND15
Product: zinc finger MYND-type containing 15
Exons: 13
Coding region: 534-2762 (742 amino acids)
Biological process (GO): negative regulation of DNA-templated transcription
Molecular function (GO): histone deacetylase binding
Source: RefSeq, a predicted model, not a curated record